Messenger RNA from Gamsiella multidivaricata, 174 nucleotides. RefSeq names its product plasma membrane proteolipid Pmp3. The transcript has 2 exons. The record is from RefSeq and is a predicted model, not a curated record. Gene Ontology annotation, cellular component: membrane. NCBI's taxonomy places the organism in Eukaryota, Fungi, Mortierellomycota, Mortierellomycetes, Mortierellales, Mortierellaceae. The coding region runs from base 1 to 174 and encodes 57 amino acids.
AUGGCUCUGACUUUCUCCGACAUCUUCAAGUUCCUCUUUGCGAUCAUCCUCCCUCCUCUGGGUGUCCUCCUCGAGAAGGGCUGUGGUUGCGACCUGCUCAUCAACAUCCUGUUGACCUGUCUCGGUUAUAUCCCUGGUAUCAUCCAUGCCUUCUACAUUAUCCUAAAGUAUUAG